Diachasma alloeum is the source of this 5492-nucleotide messenger RNA. RefSeq names its product vigilin (gene Dp1). Gene Ontology annotation, cellular component: nucleus; cytoplasm. The transcript is spliced from 4 exons. Bases 163 to 3900 code for a protein of 1245 amino acids. Gene Ontology annotation, molecular function: mRNA binding. The record is from RefSeq and is a predicted model, not a curated record. Lineage: Eukaryota; Metazoa; Arthropoda; Insecta; Hymenoptera; Braconidae.
GUGGCGCUCGUCUCACUGUGCUCCUCGUCUCAUUUCACUUUGCGUUACCGGAUUCAACAGUAAGCUGGCGACGUAAUAAGUCAUUAUUCGACCGGACUUCUCAAAUACGGUAGAUGCUACUGUAAAGACUCGGCACGAUCCAGGACACUCUCAACCUAAAGGAUGCAGCAGCAGCAAUCAGCAAUGGAGGAGGGAACGGCGUACGAGCCCCCCACCUACGACGAGACCUUCCCCGAGCUCCCGGGUUCCGGGAGUAACUCAAUAACCCCCACCCCCCUGCCAAAAAUGAACGACCGCAUGCGAGUGGGUUCGUCCCACGUGACGCAAGUCUUUCACGUGCCCAUGGAGGAGCGUAAAUUCGAUCACAGCAAUAAAUUCGGCGAGGGUGAGUCGAUGCGGACAUGUCAAGCGAUAAUGAAGGAGACCCACACGCACAUUGAGAUGUCAUCCUCGAAGAAUCAAGUCCUGACAUUCGUUCUGACGGGCAAGCAGAACGAGGUGAUGGACGCGAGAAGAAGAAUCCUGGCGACCUUCCAGACGCAGACGAACAAGCAGAUAACCAUUCCGAAGGAGCACCACCGCUGGAUCCUGGGGAAACAGCGACAGCGUCUGAACGAUCUCGAGAAGACGACAGCCACCAAGAUAAACGUACCCUCGGUGGACGUUCAAAGCGACAUAAUAAUGAUCACAGGAACAAAGGAGGGAAUCGAGAAGGCAGAGCACGAGAUGCGCGUCAUCUCGGACGAGCAGUCGCGCAAGGCCUUCGAGCGUGUGAUAGUUCCGAAGAUCUACCAUCCAUUCAUCCGCGGUGCACACGAUGAGAAUCUCACCUCGAUGAUCUCCGAAACAGGCGCCCGGAUAAACAUUCCACCCCCAUCCGUUCAGAACGACGAAAUCACAAUAGCCGGCGAGAAGGAUGGCGUUAACAAUGCUAAAAGAAUGAUCGAGGAGAUCUACAAAGACAUGGAGAAACGCUGCAGCUCGGUGUCGGUUGAAGUCCCCAAGUCCCAGCACAAGUUCGUGAUAGGGCCCAGGAACAGUACAAUAGCCGAGAUUCUGCAAUUGACUGGGGUUUCCGUGGAGAUGCCACCGGCGGACUCGCCAACGGGAACAAUAACCCUCAGGGGCCCCCAGGAGAAGCUCGGCCAGGCCCUUGACAAGGUCUACGAGAAAGCUAACUCGGUGCGCACUGUGACCAUCGAGGCCCCAUCCUGGAUUCACAAGUACAUAAUCGGUCGCAAAGGGGCCAACAUCAACAAAAUCACGCAGGAUCUUCCGAAAGUCAACAUCAGCUUCACCACCAAUGUCGACAAGAUAAAGAUCGAGGGGCCCCCUGAGGACGUGGAGAAGGCGCGGGAGCAUGUCGAGUCCCAUGUACAGGAUCUCAUAAACAAGCUGACUUUCGUUGAACUCAAAGUUGACCCCAGAUACUUCAAGCACAUAAUAGGAAAGAGCGGUGCCAAUGUCAAUCGUCUGAAGGAGGAGACCGAUGUGGUCAUCAAUAUCUUCGAGGCCGACGGCCAGAACAUGAUCAGGAUCGAGGGAAAGGAGUCGGGUGUGCGGGAGGCCGAGACCCAGCUGACGGAGAUGGUGAAGAAACUGGAGAACGAAAAGGAGAAGGACGUGAUCAUUGAUCACCGCCAUUACGCCAGCAUAAUCGGCAACAAGGGCUUCAACAUCAAGGAGAUCCGAGACAAGUUCAAUUACGUUCAGAUAACGAUUCCAGGGCCCGAGGAGAAGGGCGACAUUGUGAAAAUACGAGGGCCCAAGUUGGACGUCGACAGAUGCCACAAGUACCUCAUGAAGCUUGUCAAGGAACUCGACGAGAACUCCUACGUUGUGGAGGUGCCGAUCUUCAAGCAGCUCCACAAAUUCGUGAUCGGUAAGGGGGGCGCCAACCUGCGAAGGAUCCGCGAGGAAACCCAGACGAAGAUAGACUUCCCCUCGGAGGUGGACGACAACGACGUCAUCACGAUAACCGGUAAGAAGGAGAACGUUGAGAUCGCCCGCGACCUCAUCCAGAAGAUCCAAAACGAGUUGUCGAACGUCGUGGAGGAGGAGGUGACCAUAUCCCCGAAGUACUACAACUCCCUGAUAGGCACCGGUGGCAAGCUUAUCCACUCCAUCAUGGAGGACUGUGGGGGUGUGACCAUCAAGUUCCCCCCGGCGGAGAGCAAGAGUGACAAAGUAACGAUCAGAGGUCCCAAGGACGACGUUGAGAAGGCGAAGCAACAGCUCCUCGAGCAGAUUCACGAGAAGCAGCUGUCGAGUUUCUCAGACGUCGUGAGGGCGAAUCCGGUCUACCACAAGUUCAUCAUCGGCCGCCAGGGGGCGAACAUCAAGCGAAUACGCGAGUCCACGGGGGCGAGGGUCAUAUUCCCGACUGAAAAGGACGAGGACAAGGAGAGCAUAACGAUCAUCGGGAAGAAGGACGCGGUGGAGAAGGCCAAGGAGGAGCUGGAGGCCACCAUCAGGGAGAUCGACAACAUCGUUGAGGACGAGAUGCAGAUCGAUCCCAAACAUCAUCGGCACUUCGUCGCGCGGAGGGGAGGGGUGUUGUACAGAAUCGCCGAGGACUGUGGGGGUGUGCAGAUAUCAUUCCCGAGGGCGGGGGUCGACUCCGAUCGGGUCAUCCUCAAGGGCGCCAAGGAGUGCAUUGAAGCCGCUAAGCAAAGGAUGCGGGAGAUCGUGCAGGAGUUGGAGUCCAUGAUCACUAUUGAGUGCAUCAUUCCUCAGGUGCAUCACAGGACUGUCAUGGGGGCCAAGGGCUGCAAGGUCCAGACGAUCACCUCCGAGUUCGAUGUGCAGAUCAAGUUCCCGGAGAGGGAACCUCUUCACAAGGAGGAACACGAGGAGCAUCAGGUUAACGGGGAGGGGGGCGAGAACGGGGAAGUCAAGGAGACGCCACCCUGCGAUAUUAUUAGGAUUACAGGACAGCCGGAGAAUGUUGAGAACGCCAAGAAGGCACUGCUAGAUCUCGUUCCCAUCACCGUUGAAGUCCCCGUGCCGUUCGAUCUUCACAGGUUGAUCAUCGGAAAGUCCGGCAGAGACGUCAGGGUCUUGAUGUCCAGGUACGAUGUGCAUAUCAUCCUUUCGCCUGCCGAGGAAAAGUUGGACUUCAUCAAGAUCAUCGGCGCACCUGCAAACGUCCAGGAAGCUAAGGAGGCCAUCUUGGAGAGGGUCAAUGAUCUCGAAGCGAAGAAGCAGGAGAGGGUGCUCAAGUCGUAUGAAGUCAAGAUUGAGAUCGAUCCGGAGUACCAUCCGAAGAUCAUCGGCCGUGGGGGCGCUGUCAUCAAGAGAAUCAGAACCGAUCAUGAUGUGCAGGUGAACUUCCCCAGGAAGGGAGAUCCUGACGAGCACAUCAUCACGAUCACUGGGUUUGAGAAGAAUGCGCACGAGGCCAAGGACGAGAUCAUGAAGAUCGUUAAUGCUUUGAAUGAACUUAAUAAGGAGGAGAUUCGUAUCGACUCUGCUGUGCACUCGAGGCUCAUUGGGGCACGGGGGAAGAAUAUCAAGAGGAUCAUGGAUGAGUACAAGGUGGAGAUCAAAUUCCCGAGGAGGAAUGAUGAGGAUCUGGAUCUUGUGACCAUCAUCGGGCCCGAGGAGAAUGUCGUCGAGGCAAAGGAGCAUUUGCUCAAUCUUGAACAUGAAUAUCUUCAAGACAUUGAGGAAUGGCAAAUCCGCCAAUCCCUCACACGCACCAACAAACGCGAGUCCGAGCGUCCGCGUGGCAGCGAGUCAGACUCUGGUUUCGUAGUCAAGGGUGCACCCUGGGAGCAGAACGCCCCCCCGAAGAGUGCCCCGGACACAGCGAGUGUAGCUGACUUCCCGACCUUCGUCGGUCACGACUCCAACCAAGUCCCAGUCUCCGCACCCGAGGGCCCCUGGGGCAAACGUUAAGCCUCUGAAAAAAAAGGUAAAAACUUUCCUCUAACGAAGCGAAAAAAUCGAGUGAGAAAUUGGCAUUCUUUCCUCGAUUUUUUCAACAAAAGCAAAGAAAAAAAUGGGAAUUCUUCCAUUUUUUUUUAAAAUCAUGAUAUACCCUCCCCCAUCCAUUGCUGAACGCUGCUGCACAUCUGAAUUAAUGACCCUGGCCACUCAAAUUGGACAUCGAAUGAUUUUUGCUAUAGAAAUGCCAAACAAUCUCGUUUAUUUACUCUCCAAUUGAAAUUUGAUAAUUCUCAAUGAGUUUUCUCUCGUGUUCAUGUAUCUGUAGUCGAAAUCCAUUUUACAACUCAAGUAUUUUUUUUACACUGACUUGAGAUUAUUAUCGAGGAAUGGGUUUUCUCUACAGAUAUAUCGUACUUAAGACUGUGGCUUCGACGUCGAAAUGACAUCCCUCGUGCAAUUGUACAUUUCCUCUAUGUUGAAAUUUACUUUUCCUCGAACAACGAAUUCUUUUUUUGUACAUAAAAUUGCAUUUUUCGUUCUCAUUCUCGUAGAGUGAUUUAUUCUCUUGGUUAUCGAGGGCCUUUUGUAUUUAUUGAUAAAAAAAAAACGUGAGAUUUUCGUCCCGUUGUGACUAUUCUAUUCAUGUGCACCAGAAGAACAUUUUUUUUUAUUCAAUCACAUGAAAAAAACAGCCACAAGAUGCAUCAAAAACAACUAAUAGUACUGAUUAAAUCGCAUACGUCUACAUGAGGCCAACUAGUUGAUAAAAUAUUAUGACUAAAAAAGAGAAAAAAUAAGUGAAAGAGAAUGACAAAAAAUGAAUAAAAAUAAUGAUCUACUUAUUCUGUUAAAAAGUGCCUUGUCUAUUUUCUUCGGGGACAGCUCAUUUUUUCAAUUGUUGGAGGAAUGUGAAUAUUAGUAAUUAUGUAUAUGGAUAUAUUAUAUAAUUGAUUAUAUAAAUGAAUAUUCACGUGUACUAAGUAACGAAUAGAGACUAAUAGCGAUAGAAAAUGCGAAAAGUAAUAAAAAAAAAACAACGUAUAAAGCUCUUCAAGUAGCCAAUAUAUGCCGAAUAUUAUGAAUGAGAAAUUAAUGAAUAUAAUGAAUAAUAUAAGUUUUAUUAAUCAUGAGAGAUUGUGUACGUGUGUAUGUGAAAAUGAUUGUGUAACGAUAGAAUUUCCCUCGAAGGGAUGAAAAUUGAUAAAUUAAAUUUUCCAUCGAGACGAUGGUGUUAACGAUGUUAAGGCAUUUUCUAGAUUUUCAGCCAAUUUUUAUAAGCCUAAUGAAACGACCUACGUUCCACCAUCACUGGGUAAAUUAAGUGAUCGAUUAAUCAAUUGUUUGAUUGAUACAGAUGAUUAAUGAAAUUAUUUGCUGAUAUCAAAUGUGCAUGACACCGGGAGAUGAAAUUUUAUCAAUUUUUUAAGUAAUUUCGGAUAGAAUUGUAAUUAUUAUACAUAAUAUACAUAUUAUGAUGUAAUGGUGGAAUCAUUGUGAGCUGGCAAUUAUCGUAUGGAAUUAAUUGAUUAAUGAGAAAUACUGUAAUAUUAGGGUAAUGCCAAUAUGAGUAAAUAAAUCAAUGAACUGUUGUUAAACGAUUA